GAGUUCAUGAGCCUCUGCUGCGUCAUGCAUCUGUCCGGCACGGUGGUCCGGACUCUGCUCGACUACGUCAACCACGUUCAGAUCUGCUCCAAACUCAGACUGCUCCUGAAGAAACAGAGAGAGUGGCCCGACAUCUGCGACAUCCUCAACAGCCCUCGCUCCCUGCGGCACCUCUGCAGACUGGAGAUCCGGAGGCGUCUGACCCUGAAGAGACUCAACAAACCUGAAGUCAUGGACUCGCACAUUUUCCCCCCCAGACUGAAACACUUCAUACUGUACCAGGAGCUCGACCUCUACAGCCAGGACCUCGAACGCAUCAUAUGAACACAUUAUGGAUUUCCUCUGCUAGAUUCCUGCAUAUUUUAAAAGGACGUUUCUGUUUUUUAAGCUUUGUUAUCUCUGUUUUUUAUAAGCACCAUUUUUUAACCAACUUUAUUUUUUUGCUCCAUCAAGGAAGUGAGUUAAAAAAUACUGGUUUGAUUUUCAUGUACAUUUAUAGAAGGGUGUAGCAUGGGAGAAAGAAGAACCCAUAACAUUUUGGAGUGGAUUCAAAUCACAUGAUUUUUGAGGUGAAAAGCUGGAGAGGCUAUAAAGGAACUACAGGACGGUCACAUGACUUCACGUCACCACCGCUAAGCUAAAGGUGGCUAAUGUUGG
Notothenia coriiceps (black rockcod) is the source of this 657-nucleotide messenger RNA. Its product is annotated as ankyrin repeat and SOCS box protein 15-like. Bases 7 to 324 code for a protein of 105 amino acids. The transcript has 2 exons. Lineage: Eukaryota; Metazoa; Chordata; Actinopteri; Perciformes; Nototheniidae. Gene Ontology annotation, biological process: intracellular signal transduction. The record is from RefSeq and is a predicted model, not a curated record.